Molecule: messenger RNA, 5141 nt
Organism: Lytechinus pictus (painted urchin)
Lineage: Eukaryota; Metazoa; Echinodermata; Echinoidea; Temnopleuroida; Toxopneustidae
Product: coiled-coil domain-containing protein 57-like
Exons: 21
Coding region: 115-3393 (1092 amino acids)
Biological process (GO): positive regulation of mitotic cell cycle; centriole replication; cilium assembly
Cellular component (GO): centriolar satellite; spindle microtubule; centriole
Source: RefSeq, a predicted model, not a curated record
ACGUUCUAUUCUGUGCAAUAUCAUCGACUAUCUUCACUCGAAAUGUAGCGGUUAAUUUGAGAAUUUCCUGCGGAUUGACAGAACUCUGCUUGAGGUACAUGUACCACCAGAUCCAUGGCACAGGAACAUGAAGAUAAUGUAACCAGUCUUGAGAAUGCCUCCUUUGCACGACUUGCAGCCGAAAAGGAGCAGGAAUGGCGCCAUCUUCAGGCCAUGCAUGCCCAAAGUCUUGAAGAUUGUUUAAGAGAAAAGGACAAGACCUUGAAAGAGCACAAAGAGAAGUUUCAAAUGCUCAAAGAAGAUUUCAAAUUCAAUCUGAAACUCCUUGCAGAGAGGGAUCAGGAAUUAGAUCAGCUUGAAGUAAUGCAAGAGCAGCUAAGAGCCAGGCUGCAAUCCAGAGAGGCCGCAGUCAGUGAGUUGAAGAUUCAAAUCGAUGAGCUAAAGACAAGAAGGAGUCAGGACGAAAGGGCAAUGGAGGAUCUUCAAAGACACUAUCAACAGAGGAUUAGGGAAAAACAGGCUGAGGUGGAACAAUACAAGAUUUGUAAAGACGCUGAACUGCAGACAGAGCGGGAUGAGGUGGAGGCACUGAGGCGUGAUAUGAAGCGGAGGAUCAGUGAGGUCGAAGAAGAGCUUGAUAUUCAGCGCAGGGAGAUGUCAGCUGGCUUUGAUGAUGCUUCCAGGAAGAGAGAGAAGGAAUAUCGGACCAAGAUCGAUGAGCUCAGCUCAACAGUGCUAUCACAUGAAAUGAAGGCCAAACUAUUGAGCAAGGAAUUGGAGCUGGUGAGAGGGGCGAGUCAACAGACCUCUACAGAACUCAAGAACAGUGAUACCAAGAUGGAUGACCUGAAAAAGAAACUCAAACAGACAGAAUGGGAGCUGAGUGACCUCAGAGGUAUCAAGGAUGCGAGAAUUACUGAGCUUGAGUCACAAUUGCUUUAUGCAAAGCAAGCAGUUGAGAGGGCCGAGGAGGAAUUCAACAGAAAACAUAAGGAGCUGGACAGAUAUGCCAGGGAGAAGGAGACUGCCAUGCUUGGGUUGAAGGAGGCCCAGAUGGAGACAGAGAGAAAGCUCCAAGAGGAGAUCAGGAGGCUAGAAGGAGCCCUAGAGGACAAAGAGGUGGAGAUGAGGAGAGAGACAUGGGAGCAUCAGGAUGCACUGAAAGAUAAAGAGAUGCUUAUUGAAAAACAUCAACAAGAGUCCAGAGAGCUAAGAAACCAGCUUGAUGGCCAGGUAUCCAAAGUAUCUAAGGACUUGGUAUCAAAAGACCUUGUGAUUGAGUCACUGCGAGACCGGGAGGGAAAACUCAGAGCUGAAUUAGAAUGCCGCAAACAAGACAUUGAAAGAUACCAGAAGGAGCUUGUCGUUGCUGCAGAGAAGGAGCAAAACAUGGAGCGUACAAAGGCACAGCUGGAGCUGGAUUGGCAAAGGAGAUAUGAAGAUGCAGAGAGGAACCAGUAUGCUAAAUCUGAGGAUCUGAUUGAUAAGCUUACAAAGUCUAGAGAUCAAGCUGUUGCAUUGACCAAGGAACUAGAAAGGGAGUUGCAGCAAAGAGAUGACUUGAACAGAGUCUUAGCACGAGACCGGGACCAAGCUGUAGCUACGUUAAGAAAACACAAGCUACAGAUCGACAGGGAUAUGAUUCCUAGUCGAGAUACUGGAAUGGAGAAUGCUCAGUUGGAAUCCAGCCAGGUUGAAGAGCUUCAGGCCCAGAAUGAAUCUCUCAUUGCAGUCAUCAAGGAUAUGAAGAGAGAGAUGGAAGAGAUGGAAAGACAGAUUGACAGAAGGUACAAAGAUGGAAUAAACAUCAGAAAGAGGGUAGAUGAGCCCAUGAGAGGGGAGGACAUGAAGAAUGAACAAGUCCCCUUUACUGAAGAAUAUGUCAAGUCCAUUGAGAAAGAGUGCAGAGAACUUAAGGUUGAAAAGAGGAGAUUGGAGGAAAGACUAUCCACCCUUGCACAUACCAUUCAAGAUGGAGGGAUGUUACCAUCUGGUCAUCUAGGAGGGAUUCAUAUUGAUCUUGCUGAAAAUGAUGCAAUCAAAAGCCAUAUCCAGUCCCUAAAUGAUACUAUUGGUGCCCUGCGAGCAGAUAAGGUCACAACGUCGGCUGAGUUGAGGAAAUAUCAGGCUCGACUGAGUCAUUUAGAAACUGAAUUGAGCCAGAAACAAUAUCAGCCGAGAGAGAAACAGGCAGAGGUUGAUCAGUUAAGGUAUGAGCUAUCCACCCAGGCCAGGCGCCAUGCUGCCGAGUCUGCUUCCACUGCUCAGAGGAUGAGUCAACUAGAACUAGAGUUACUAGAGGCUAGGAGAGAAGCAGAUGAGUAUUACAAGGGUACCUUACAGACCAACCUGGAAGCAACCACCCUUGGGCAACAGGUCUCUGCUCUGACUAUGGAUCUUGCUGGUCGAGGUUCAACUAACAGGCAUGGGAUCCAGAGUCCAUUGGUAACCCAGCUUCAGAGAGAAGUUCAUAAUCUUAGGUCUCAGCUGGCUAGGGUCAGAACUCAUCCGGGAGAUGAUCAAAAUGCAGACCGUGAUGGCUUGCAAGCUAAACUCAAGACAGCAGCACGUCAUAUUAGUCAACUAGCCAAGGAAAAACAGAAACUUAUUGAGAUGGGUAAUCGAUUACGAUCAGAGCUGGCCCUCUACAGACCUUCACCUCCUCCCCAACUGUCAAAGGGUCAGAGGUCAGCUGCAGGAGAGAGGAGUGUGACAGCAGGGAAGCUGGCAGAGCAGGUCUCUUUUAAGCUUCAAAACUUGGAGAAACUGCAGUAUGCUCUCACCAAGCAGGAAUUGCAGUUUGCCAGAGGGAGUAGUCAUAACGAUGAAGUUACAGAUGUCAUACAGGUGCAGCUAAGCUCAUCAUCUGAUACAACACCAGAGGUCACACCUAGGUUAGCUGAAGACACACAACCUCUUCCAACCAACUAUUCACAAAGUAAACCCUCUCCCCAAGUACACAUAAGAACUCAUCACUCACACAGCUCAGAUGGGGAGGCACCCAGCAGUGAUUCAUCAGCCAAUCAGAGGCACACACCAUUGAUGAUGUCAUCAUUAGGGGAGGAGUCUAUGCAAGAUGUGUGGCGUCUUCUUGACGAUGGGGCCAGCCCAUUAUUUUUCAGAUCACCUUCUCCAAUGCGUAUACCAGACCACUCUCCUAUACCAGAGGAGCCUCAGUCCUCCAUUCCAUCCAGUCACCAAUCCCAUCAGCGCCACUGUACAGGAGGCCUAGAGGUUGCUGGACAUAGUACCCACUACCAGGUCAGAGGUUCAAACCCCUCCAUCAAACCAGAGUUAUCCUCCAAGGCAGCAGGAAAGAUACAACCCAAGUUACAGCCUCCCAAGAGAAAAAUUAGAAAUUAUGCACUUAGAGACAGUAAUGAUGUGAGGUGACAGUAAACAUGUCUGGUGACAGGGACGAUGUCAGGUGACAGUGGAGAUGUUAAAUGCGAUGUCAGGUGAGAGUUAGGAUCUCAGGUGAUGGUGGAUAUUUCAAAUGUGAUGUCAGGUGACAGAAAGAUUUUAAGGGUCGAUGACGAUGUGAGGUAACAGUGAAAACUAUCAGCUUAAUAGUGGAGUUGCUAGGUGUUGCUGAUGAUAUAAGGUGAUGAUGAAAAUUUCAGUUAAUGAUGAAAUCAGAUGACUGUUCAGAUAUCAGGGAAGCAUUUCACCUACAUUGUUGCCUGACAAGUCAGUUCUGAAAACUUUGCUUGACUUUGAUUGGCAGAGAAGCCUAGAUGUCUGAUUGUUAAAGACUUUGUUGGAUCAAACAUCCAACAAGUUCUUUCUUGAAACCUGUCCCAGCUAUCAGUGAUGAUGUCUGAAGACACUAUUCUGAAAAAGGGGCUAAAUUUGUGGUUACUCUGGUCUAAAGGUGUGGUUUAACUAUGGAUAGCCAAUAGUAUCACAAACAUCUAACAGAACAGGUUCAACUUGUCAGCUCAUUUAUAUGUUACACACGCAUCAUUCAGAACUGUCUGGGAAUCAUAAGUAUUAAAGAUGGUCUUUUCUUCACCAUUAAACCAUGAGGAAAGUGCAAAAUAACAUGACAAAUAAAAUUUUGAUGAUUUUGGCUUCCUAUAAAUUUAUCACAGUUUGAAGAUCAUGGCCUAAGUUAAACUAUACUUCAGAAUACGGUCAUGAAGGUUCUCCAUGUUGAAUGUCCUUGAGGAGUAAUGACAACCUACAUUGAUGGUAAUUUAACAGAAGUAGCAUUGUGGAGUGGGUGAAUCUCCUGACCAGCAAUGAACAGGUGGUGCUAUGGGGUUUGAUCUUCAGAAAAUUUACUUAUGGUACUCACCGUGUGGUCAUUGUCAAAAAGCCUUUUAAUUUUGUUACUAGGAAUGCAAAUAUGUGGAUGCAAUUAGAAUGCAAAAUAGUCUUAUGUACUUAAAACUGAAGCCAAUUUUCCAUUGAAUCAGUACCCAAUCACAAAAUGAGCCUACUUCUGGCAUGACAUUUUCUAGCAAAAUGUCAUGUAACAUCACUGCACUAUGCCCUUAUGGCUUAUGCCUUGAAUAUUUGUGCAUUUUUUAAAUAAUGACAAAAUCUUUGGUCACAAUACAGUCAUUUUACUUUUUGUCUAGCUUUAUUUAUUUGAGAUUUUCAUACGUUCAGCAAUUUAUUUCUGAAAAAUUUCCAAAAGUUUGGAGUGACAAAAUGUCCCCGAAAUUAUCCAAUUGAAUCUAUAUAACAAAUAUAUAUAUAUUUUUUUAUUUCUCUAAAAUUGAAAAUAUGUGUUUAAUGUCAUACAUCUAGUUUUUUGUACAGUCCAGAAUCCAGAUUCUCCUGGUCCAUUUGCCUUGCCUACGUGAAUUUCAUUUAAAUAUGCCUAUAUUUUGCAAAGGCGAUCUCAAGACUUACAAAAAAGUGUACUUGGGUGAGCAACAGAUUGUAACAUCAUACUACAUUUCCUUUCAUUCUUCAUUUUAACUUCAGUAAACUUGUCCAGUAAUAUUGGAUAAACACAAUUUUUUAUAUAGGCCUACUGUAUUAGUUACUGCAUGCAUUCCAAAUCUUCCAAUCAAAUAUUUAAAGAAAACUGUCUCAUAAAUAUUGUAUUAAUUUAAAUAAAUGUUUUUAUUUUUCAAUAGAAAAAAUAAAUUAUUAAUAUUAUUGAAUAUUUAUAUCGCUUGUCAAUU